AUGCGCCCCCGCCGCCGCACCUCCAAUAUUCGCCUCGUCCUCUACCUCCUGAUUCUCGUCCUGAUCGUCGGCUAUCUGGUCAAUCGCCAGCGGGGCGCCACCAGCAAUGACGUUACGGAGGACUUGACCUACGAGGAGGAUCUGGGCACCUAUGCCCAAACGCCCGCAACCCGCGAGGGCGAGAGGGCUUUCGUCGUUGCCAGCCAGGAAAAGGACGACGUGGCCUGGCUGUACGACUACUUCCCCGACUGGACCAAAUACCGUUACAUCGUAGACAACCCCAAGGCGCAGUUGCGCGUGCCGUUCAACAAGGGGAGGGAGUCGAUGGUCUAUCUCACCUUCAUCAUCGACAACUACGAGAAUCUGCCCGACUAUGCGCUCUUUCUGCACCCGACGCGAUACCAAUGGCACAAUGACGAUCCCGACUAUGACGGCCUGAUGGUGCUGCGCAAUUUCCAGGUGCCCAAUCUUGAGCAGGAAGGCUACGUCAACCUGCGCUGUGCAUGGCAGCUGGGCUGCCCGAACGAGAUCAAGCCUUACGAGAAAGAUCCACGCGAAAACCAGCAACAAGGGCAUGCCGGGAAUUCAUACUACCACGCGUUUAAGGAGAUUUUUGGCGAGGAUCGUGAGGUCCCACAUGAGGUCGGCGUCAGCUGCUGCGCACAGUUUGCUCUCACGAGAAACAAGAUUCGUGAGAUCCCGAGAGAGGAAUACGUGCGAUUGAGGGAGUGGCUAGCGAAGACGCCUUUGCAAGACUCAAUAAGCGGGCGCGUGAUGGAGUACUCGUGGCAUAGUAAGUCUGGCCAAGUUUUCUUCCUCAGUCACCGGCACGAGCGCCUCAACGCUUGA
Molecule: messenger RNA, 849 nt
Organism: Diplodia corticola
Lineage: Eukaryota; Fungi; Ascomycota; Dothideomycetes; Botryosphaeriales; Botryosphaeriaceae
Product: dephospho-kinase cab5
Exons: 2
Coding region: 1-849 (282 amino acids)
Source: RefSeq, a predicted model, not a curated record